Messenger RNA from Spodoptera littoralis (African cotton leafworm), 699 nucleotides. The record is from the annotation of a GenBank genome assembly. Lineage: Eukaryota; Metazoa; Arthropoda; Insecta; Lepidoptera; Noctuidae.
AUGGCUGAAAAAAGUGCAAAAAAAGUUAAGAGUUCAGGGCCCUCUGCAAUUGGAAAAUUCUACCUUUUGUCAUAUAAUGCUAUCCAAACUUUAGGAUGGUCGUACAUGCUGAUACAAUCAUUUAUACAUUUCCUGGAUCGUGGAAGUUUGGAUACUUUCUGGCCAGUUAUUAAAACAACUGUUGUUGUAUUUCAGAAUGCAGCUGUCCUUGAGGUGGUACACGCUUUAAUCGGCCUAGUACCCUCUGGAGUCGCGGUUGUAUUGCCACAAGUGUACUCGCGCGUCUUUUUAGUAUGUGGUUGUCUGUUAGCUACUGAGUCCGCCACUGUGAGUCCCGGUCUGCCCCUGUGUAUACUGGCCUGGUCUGUCACGGAGAUCAUAAGAUACGCCUACUACACUCUUAAUCUGAUCAACAGUGUACCAGAAACAUUACUAUUUCUCAGAUAUUCCACCUUCCUGUUUCUCUACCCAUUGGGAAUUACUGGAGAGCUGUUGUGCAUGUAUCACUCUCUGGAUGAGAUCGCAGAAAAACAAUUGUUCACAAUAUCUAUGCCUAACGCGUGGAAUGUGGCAUUUAACUACUAUUAUUUCUUAGUCUUCUACAUGUUCUUAUACAUUCCUAUCUUCCCCUUCCUGUACGGACACAUGUUGGCGCAACGAAGAAAAAUGCUCAGCAAAGAUGCAAAGAAAACUAAAUAA